Messenger RNA from Eubalaena glacialis (North Atlantic right whale), 2991 nucleotides. It is a transcript of the gene SAMD11, whose product is annotated as sterile alpha motif domain containing 11. The coding region runs from base 83 to 2896 and encodes 937 amino acids. NCBI's taxonomy places the organism in Eukaryota, Metazoa, Chordata, Mammalia, Artiodactyla, Balaenidae. The record is from RefSeq and is a predicted model, not a curated record. The transcript is spliced from 16 exons. Gene Ontology annotation, biological process: positive regulation of transcription by RNA polymerase II. Gene Ontology annotation, molecular function: RNA polymerase II cis-regulatory region sequence-specific DNA binding; DNA-binding transcription activator activity, RNA polymerase II-specific; protein binding.
GCCCUCGAGACCCAACUCCAGCCCGGGCCGGAACUAGUUGGGCCGGCUGCGGAGAGCCAGGCUGCAGGACCACCCGCCCACCAUGCCGGCGGUCAAGAAGGAGCUACCCGGCCGCGAAGACCUCGCCCUGGCUCUGGCCACCUUCCACCCGACCCUGGCCGCGCUGCCACUGCCGCCGCUGCCCGGCUACCUGGCGCCACUGCCCGCCGCGGCCGCCCUGCCCCCGGCCGCCUCGCUACCAGCCGCGACCGCGGGCUACGAGGCGCUCUUGGCCCCGCCGCUCCGCGCCCCGCGCGCCUACCUGAGCCUGCACGAGGCCGCCCCGCACCUCCACCUGCCCAGAGACCCUCUGGCCCUCGAGCGCUUCUCGGCCACUGCGGCCGCGGCACCGGAUUUCCAGCCGCUGCUGGACAACGGCGAGCCGUGCAUCGAGGUGGAGUGCGGCGCCAACCGCGCGCUGCUCUACGUGCGCAAACUCUGCCAGGGCAGCAAGGGUCCGUCCAUCCGCCACCGCGGCGAGUGGCUCACACCCAACGAGUUCCAGUUCGUCAGCGGCCGCGAGACGGCCAAGGACUGGAAGCGCAGCAUCCGCCACAAAGGGAAAAGUCUGAAGACGCUUAUGUCCAAGGGGAUCCUGCAGGUGCAUCCUCCGAUCUGCGACUGUCCCGGCUGUCGAAUAUCCUCCCCGGUGGCCCCACCUUUUCCACAGAGAGACUGUUUCCCCUACUCCCCAUGGCCAGGUACACAGCACUGUGGUGGCUGCACACCGCUGCCCUUCAGAUCCAGGGCGACGCUGUGUGGGGAGGGGCGAGAGCCCCCUGGACACCUUCUUCCCCAAGCCCCUGCGUGUGGCGGGGACACGUUGUCCUGGCAACAGGAGGGAGGGGUCCUAGCGUCCCGCGGGUACUCGCGGCCCCUCGGGGCUCCCUGGAGCUGGGAAAGCCGCGUUGGUCUCCAGCAGAACCGGGGGCGGCUGGCGGACAAGAGGACAGUUGCCUUGCCCCCUGCCCGCGUCCUGAAGAAGGAGCUGACCCCAAGCUUCUCAGCCAGUGGUGACAGUGACAGGAGUGGCCCGGCCUGUGGGCAGCGGCUGGGCUUGAAGCAGGAGGACGACCCGCAUGUCCGUAUCAUGAAAAGAAGAGUCCACACCCACUGGGAUGUGAACAUCUCCUUCCGAGAGACGUCCUGCAGCCAGGACGGCGACCUUCCCACCCUCAUCUCCAGCGUGCAUCGCAGCCGCCACCUCGUUAUGCCCGAGCAUCAGAGCCGCUGUGAAUUCCAGAGAGGCGGCGUGGAGGUUGGCCUGGGAGCCGCAGGUGACCUGUUGGGCAAGAGGCUGGGUCGCUCCCCCCACAUCAGCAGUGACUGCCCUUCGGAGAAGAAGGCCCGAAGCAAGUCCCCUCAAGAGGCUCUGUUGCUUCCGGAACUAGGGCCCGGCAUGGCCCCCGAGGAUCAUUACCGCCGGCUGGUGUCCGCCCUGAGUGAGGCCGGCACCUUUGAGGACCCUCAGCGUCUCUACCACCUGGGCCUCCCCGGCCACGAUCUCCUGAGGGUCCGGCAGGAGGUGGCAGCGGCAGCUGUGAGGAGCCCCAGUGGCCUGGAAGUCCACCUGCCCUCAUCCACAGCAGGUCAGCGUCGGAAGCAGGGCCUGGCUCAGCACCGAGACGGCACCGCCCCAGCUGGUGCCCCGUCCUUCUCAGAGAGGGAGUUGUCGCAGCCGCCCCCCUUGCUGUCGCCCCAGAAUGCCCCCCACAUCGCCCUGGGCCCCCACCUCAGGCCCCCCUUCUUGGGGGUGCCCUCGGCCCUGUGCCAGACCCCAGGCUACGGCUUCCUGCCCUCUGCCCAGGCGGAGAUGCUCGCCCGGCAGCAGGAGCUCCUGCGGAAGCAGAACCUGGCCCGGCUGGAGAUGUCAGCAGAGCUGCUGCGCCAGAAGGAGCUGGAGAGCGCCCACCGGCCGCAGCUGCUGGCACCCGAGGCCGCCCUGCGCCCACCCGACGGUGCCGAGGAGCUGCAGCGGCGCGGGGCCAUGCUGGUGCUGAGACACAGCUCCGCGCCGCUGCUGGCCCUGCCUCCCCAGGGACCCCCGGGCCCCGGCCCUCCCACCCCGCCCCGGGAGCCUGCCCGCCGAGCUCCUCGGAAGGGGGGCCCCAGCCCUGCCUCAACCCGGCCCAGUGAGCCCAAGGAGAUCACAGGGGCUGGGCUCUGGGCACAAGACGGCUCUGAAGAUGAGCCCCCCAAGGACUCAGACGGAGAGGACCCGGAGAUGGUGGCUGCUGGGGGCCAGGGCCCCAUCCCAGGCCAAGCCCCAACUGGAGGGGCCAGCUCUGAGGGGAAGGGGCUUGCCUCAGGGUCCAUGCUGCCCCCUCCACUGCCCCUGGGCCUGCCCUACACUGUCAACCCCUACUUCCACACAGGCGCCAUGGGGGGCCUCUUCAUGGAUGGCGAGGAGGCCACAGCGCCCGAGGAUGUCAGCAAGUGGACAGUGGACGAUGUCUGCAGCUUUGUGGGCGGCCUGUCCGGCUGUGGAGAAUAUGCACCGGUCUUCAGAGAACAGGGGAUUGACGGGGAGACCCUGCCCCUGCUGACAGAGGAACAUCUCCUGACCACCAUGGGGCUGAAGCUGGGGCCUGCUCUCAAGAUCCGGGCCCAGGUGGCCAAGCGCCUGGGCCGAGUCUUCUACAUGGCCAGCUUCCCCGUGGCUCUGCCGCUGCAGCCACCAACACUGCGGGCUCCCGAGAGGGAGCGCAACUCAGGGGAGCAGCCCCUGUCCCCAGCACCGGCCCCCUCCCCGUAUGGGGGCGCGCAGCCCCCUGCCGGCCGAGCCUCACCCAAGCAGGAAAACGGAACCAUGGCUCUGCUCCCAGGGCCCGCGGACCCUUCCCAGCCUCUGUGCUGAGCUGGUGUCAGACACCCCCAUCCUUCACUGCCGGCUGCUCCCCGGCAAAGGCCCCCGACCCCACAGCUUAUCCUCCUUUCGGUUUUGGAUGCAAA